GAGAACUUUCCCACGGCUGGGUGGCCAGUGACUCCACCACGGUCCAAUCACAGGCUUUCUUCCUUCCUUUCCCAUUUCUUCUGUUUUUAGAUCUCAAAACAGGAUGGAGAAAAUAAAAUAGAGAGCCAUGGUUUAGAUCCCUUCGUUCUUCUAGCUCGUUCCCCCCUUUCCCGUCCCUUUUUUUCUUCAAUCUCGUUCCUUCUUUUUGCUCCCUUUAUCCAUCCAAAGAUCGCUCUUUUGCCUCUUUAUCCGCUUCUUCUCCUCGAAAGAUGGCUCUUUUGCCUCUUUUCUACUCGAUCUCUGUUCCUUUACGCUGAUCGAAAACUCUCUGCUGGUGGGAGGUCCAGGGUGUUACAGGGGUCUGCGGUCGCGUUCUCCAUAGCAAUUUCUACAAGCCUCUCGUCAUAGAUACUCUUGAUUUCUCGCUUGGUCCGGGCUCGACUCGUUUGGAUUCCAUAUGGGUUGGCUUCCACUCCCUUUGAUUCUUCUUGAAUUGGGGCGCCGGAUCUGAUGGCUAUGGCGAGCUUUAGGGUCCAUCUUUUGGGCUUGAAGUUUCGAUUUCGCUGGUUGUUGUUGGUGUUCGAAUCUAUUGAUGGUUGAGUCUCUUUGCUUGUUUUUGGGAGAAAGAAGUGUUCUUGAAUUGGAAUAUUCUCAUCAAGCUCUCUCCUUUGGAUUCUCCCUAGUUUUGGAGGGGUGGGUAUCUGUUCCGAUUCCUUUGGCAAAACAAUACAACUCCGUCCGUCCCUUCUGCUGGAUUUGCCCUCUGUUUGCUCAACUAUCCGAAAAAUAGCAGUUCGAGUUUCGAAAGACCUGGAAAUGGUGACGAGCUCCUGGAUGGAAGUUCUCGCUCAAACGACCCCGUACUUCCCCAACUCAAGUUGGCUUCUUGGCCCGAAGAGGAGCGGGAAUUGGACCCAAGAGGAGAACAAGCUCUUCGAGGAUGCCCUGGCGCACUUCGACGGGGACACCCCUGACCGAUGGGAGAUGGUGGCGGCCAUGAUCCCGGGGAAGUCGGUGCAGGAUAUCAUAUCCCAUUACAAGGAUUUGGAGGAGGACGUGAGCCACAUAGAAGCUGGGCUAAUCCCAUUCCCCGGCUACAGCUCUUCGUCUUUUACGCUAGAUUGGGAGAACAGCCAUAGGUAUGAAGGGUCGAAGCCAUCCUACUUUGUGGGUGCAAAGAGGUUAGGAGGGAGGCCAGAUCAGGAGAGGAAGAAGGGAGUCCCGUGGACUGAAGAGGAGCACAAGCUAUUUCUACUGGGUCUCCAGAAAUAUGGGAAAGGGGAUUGGAGAAACAUAUCACGGAAUUUUGUCCACACCAGGACACCUACGCAAGUGGCUAGCCAUGCGCAGAAGUAUUUCAUCAGGCUCAAUUCAGGUGGAAGAGAUAAGAGGAGGUCCAGCAUCCAUGACAUCACCACCGUCAGCUUGCCGAACAAUGGGCCUCCCUCGCCAUCUCAGUCGUCCCUGCUUUCGCUGCAAUCGAGUUCGGCUGCUAACACUGCAACCUCCGACCAGUUCUCGGUGAUAGGCGAUUCCAAUCAGCCUAAUGAAGCAGCUAGUGUCUUUAGCCCAUCGUCGCAUGGUAAUCAGUUUAUGCAGCCACCUCAUGAAGUUACUUCAUAUGGGAUGAAAUUAUCAGCUCAAAAUUCUCAAAGAGGCAAUCUUCGAGAAUUUUCCAUUCUAAGGUACAGAGCUCAAGAAUGUUCGAGCAACAAGGCAUUAGCUUGAAACUUGAUGUCGUUUGGUGGUCUUAGCUUAGACUGCUCCAUGCUUGUGCUGGUUGAGUGCCCCGGUUCCAAGAGAUCCGCAAAGGAGCAAUAAUGGUCGCCUUUCCUGUUCAGGUGCCGGCCAGAAGAAGCUAGUUUUCAAAUUUGUGGAGAGUGUGCAUACUCCAUGGUAUGAUUCUUGAGGUAUGAACUGAAGGCCCGAGUCAGCUUGCUUGAUCUCUGUGUAAGCUGUUGUGAUGUAAAGAUCCAUGGACACAUUAUUACUUAAUAUCUGUCCAUGUUGCUAUUUCUUAUUUCAUCUGUUCGUAUGUAUGUGCAGCGGUCAUGGCUGGUUGACCUCUGCCUCAUUUCCAUGUAGUUUCAGAUUUGUGCAAUGUAUUCCUUUCCUUGGCUCUCUUGUACGUAAAAUACGAGAUAAUCAUAAAUGUGUUUUCUGGUAAA
Messenger RNA from Phoenix dactylifera (date palm), 2168 nucleotides. RefSeq names its product Duplicated homeodomain-like superfamily protein. Gene Ontology annotation, molecular function: DNA binding. Lineage: Eukaryota; Viridiplantae; Streptophyta; Magnoliopsida; Arecales; Arecaceae. The record is from RefSeq and is a predicted model, not a curated record.